UAGUAUAUUCUUGAAUUCUCGUCUGGAAAUUUAAAAUAAAAUGAAUCAAAUUUGAAUUGUCAAGCAAAGUGACCAACUGACAUGAAAACAAAUCAACGAUUAGAACAUGGAAGGAGCCUCUCAUCGAGUCCUGUGGUUCCGUGCAGUAGUGGCACUAAUAUGGAAUUUUGUUGGACCCGGUCACCGAUCACGGAGUGGGGGUAUUGGGGGAUGCAGCGCCGGCCCCACCCGCUGCAAACUCUCGCUUCAUGCCCAGCCCGAGUCCCCGGCCGCGGCUCCCAUCGGUACGAGGCAUGGUGCCUCGAAUACCGCUCAACAGGCCGACACCGAAGCCGAAAGUGUCACCGAUCAAUUUCUGAAGACACUGUCUAUCAGUACUCCUUUGACUUUGGACAGAAGUCUUUCACAUUCUAUAUUACCGUGGUAGGUGAUGGUCUACGUUUCCAUCGCAUCAAACAACCAUGUAUCCGUAACUACAACGCAAACCCAAGAACAGCAUCAAUCAUGGAGAUUUCACCCCGCUCUCUCUAUUUCCAGCCUCAUCAUGCCCGGUUAUAGAUCCCUCAACCCCCUCACAAUUGACAUACCGUAACCUCUGCAGCCCAGACCCAACAAGCUUUGCCAAGUCCAAGCCAAAAAGAAACCAAGGGGGCAUCCAAAAACAUAACAACGCAACAAAAACAACCCUGCGUCAUAUCGGUCGUCAACAGAAACACCCAACCAACCAAACACUCCUCACAAGGCCUGGUCCACGACGAUAGAUUGCUCUCUCCAGCUUUGGGUUUUGCAUAUGUUUCACC
This is a messenger RNA of Canariomyces notabilis, 800 nucleotides long. RefSeq lists its product as uncharacterized. The transcript has a single exon. The record is from RefSeq and is a predicted model, not a curated record. NCBI's taxonomy places the organism in Eukaryota, Fungi, Ascomycota, Sordariomycetes, Sordariales, Chaetomiaceae. Bases 82 to 558 code for a protein of 158 amino acids.